CACUCACUUUCUUUCUUCCUCCUACUCUACCGCAAUUCAUCUCAAGUACUACUGAGACAUGGCAUGUACUACCAUAACACUUAGAAACUUCCGAAAAACAAUCAAACUUAAUGACUCGACAUUUAACCCAUAAUAAUCAUGACAUCUGCUUCUUCGCAACGACCAGCAUUUGGCCUAAGCAAUCUUCGCAAAACUGUAACCUGGCUAUUCAUCACACUGUUAAUCAUCUAUCUUCUUUACUCUUUUAAUCUGAUUCUCAAUAAAGAUUCCCCUGAGUGUACCAAUUCUUUGCCUUCCUCAUCAGAAUUAUCCACAAAGGAAUCAUUUUCCACAAAAUUCCCUCAAACUCCACCAUCUGAUAAUUCCAAAAAUUCAACUUCUAUUUCUCUUCAAGAAAAUACAGGGGAGCCUGAAACAGGGCUCAAACACAUUGUAUUUGGGAUCGCCGCGUCUAGCAACUUGUGGGAUAAAAGAAAAGAGUAUAUAAAAUUAUGGUGGAGACCAGGGGAAAUGAGAGGUGUUGUUUGGUUAGAUAAAAAUGUUACAAUAAAGAAAGAUGAAGAGUUGCCUGAAAUUCGAAUAUCGGAGAACACGACUAAGUUUUUGUACACGAAUAGACAGGGGAACAGAUCGGCUCUGAGGAUUUCCAGGGUUGUUUCGGAGACAAUAAGGUUGGAUCCUAAAAAUGUGAGAUGGUUCUUAAUGGGAGAUGAUGAUACAGUGUUUAAUGUGGACAAUGUUGUUAGAGUUCUUUCUAAAUAUGAUCAUAAUCAGUAUUAUUACAUUGGGAGUUCUUCAGAAAGUCAUAUUCAGAACAUUUUUUUCUCAUAUGCAAUGGCAUAUGGUGGAGGUGGAUUUGCUAUAAGUUAUCCAUUGGCAAAAGAAUUAGAGAAGAUUCAAGAUCGAUGCCUUCAACGAUAUCCUGGAUUGUACGGUAGUGAUGACAGAAUUCAAGCUUGCAUGGCUGAGCUCGGGGUCCCCCUUACGCGAGAACCUGGAUUUCAUCAGUAUGAUGUGUAUGGGAACUUGCUAGGCCUAUUGGGAGCACAUCCUGUAACACCUCUAGUAUCAAUUCACCAUCUUGAUGUAGUGGAUCCUAUAAUCCCAAGGAUGAGCAGAGUUGAUGGACUCCGACGCCUUUUUGAAUCAAUGAAAUAUGACACUUCAAGCAUAAUGCAGCAGUCAAUCUGCUACGACAAGCAGAAAUACUGGUCUAUUUCAGUGUCGUGGGGCUACGUGGUUCAGAUCACGAGGGGUAAUAUCUCUCCAAGAGAAUUAGAAAUGCCCACAAGAACAUUUCUCAACUGGUACAAAAGAGCUGAUUACACAGCCUAUGCAUUCAACACUAGGCCUGUGACAAAGCACCCGUGCCAGAAGCCUUUCGUGUACUACAUAGGUGCAGCCAAAUAUGACCGAAGCAAGAAUCAGAUCGUUGGGAUUUAUCAUCGUCAUAGAGAGUCGUACCCUUAUUGCAGAUGGAAAAUUGAGUCACCUGAGAGUAUCAAUGCAAUUGUUGUGCUGAAAAGGCCAGAUAAUAACCGUUGGCAGACGGCAGCAAGAAGGGAUUGCUGUAAAGUUCUACCAUCAAACAACUCCUAUUUGUACAUUUGGGUAGGCAGUUGCAGAGCAGGCGAAACGAGUGAAAUGUAGCUGUUGGAAGAAGGGAGGCUAUAGUUUUUUCACUUCUGUUUUUGUAUCAAUAGAUGUUGAUUAGGAUAGGAAGAAUCUCUAUUCAAAAGUUGAGAAACAGAAGAUUCCUAGUAAUUUUGCAGAAAUGGUACUAUUACUAGAGAGCCCAUAUAAGCCCACACUGGAGUCUAGACUGAUAGUGGCUAGUAUUUGCAAUACAAAUUUAACCAACAUAUAUAGAUGUUCUUUCUUUUCACUGCAAAAGGCUGUAAACCGCAUGAAAAG
Solanum dulcamara is the source of this 1914-nucleotide messenger RNA. RefSeq lists its product as uncharacterized. The record is from RefSeq and is a predicted model, not a curated record. Gene Ontology annotation, molecular function: acetylglucosaminyltransferase activity. Lineage: Eukaryota; Viridiplantae; Streptophyta; Magnoliopsida; Solanales; Solanaceae. The transcript has 3 exons. The coding region runs from base 139 to 1650 and encodes 503 amino acids.